AAUACGCCGCAGAAUCUCAUAAGUUUCAAAUGAAUUGUGAAGACAUUCAAACACGUGCCCACAGACAGAACAUCUCGUGACACCUUUUUUGUUUGAUGCAUUAACACCUUCGUGUGCGACAAUUUUCUCACCUCUUGCUUUGUCAGUUAAUAAAAGCGCGAACUGCAAUUAAUUCACUGCAAUGAUGCUUCUGCUGAACACUGAAGAUUCUGUGUUCAGUUGUUGAGGGAUUGUGUGCUAUGGAAAAAAUUUGAAAGGUAUUCAAACCAAGAACCAUCACCAAGAAAUUCUCCCUGAAGAUCACCCAAAAGAUUCCAAACUGAGAUCAUCUGAAAUACAAAGAUGAAUCAGCAGUGCAAAGUGUGCGGAGAACCUGCCGCUGGAUUUCACUUUGGUGCAUUCACCUGUGAGGGUUGCAAGUCCUUCUUCGGACGAACUUACAACAACCUGUCCUCGAUCUCUGAGUGCAAGAACAACGGGGAGUGUGUGAUUAAUAAAAAGAAUCGAACAGCCUGCAAAGCAUGUCGAUUGAGGAAGUGUCUGGUGGUGGGAAUGUCCAAGAGUGGCUCCCGAUACGGUAGAAGGUCCAACUGGUUCAAGAUCCACUGCCUGCUGCAGGAACAGCAAGCCCAAGUGAAUCAGAAAACAGGAACUGGUCCUCCCAAUACCGAUGCUGGUGGGAAUCUCCUCACUAAUGCAUCCUUUCUCCCAGCACAUUUUCUCUCCAAUCUCAGUCUCGGGAAGCACUCAGGGGUCUCCCCAUGGCGUCAUCAGCCACCGCGACAGAGAACCUCAGACGCUUCUAGAUGCACCACAAGUUCUCCCAGUGAUUCAGGAGCCUCUUCGGCUGAUCCUGAAGAAGGAAGUUGCCGCUCAAUUGGAAGUGCCAGUGCAGAGUCAAAGACAGAACAUUCCUCAGUGUCUAGUCGGGCAGCUGAGGUAUUUCGGCCAGGAAUUGAACCCCUAUCACCCUUCUGUCGCACAGAUGCUUUCCUGCGCCUUCCACCACUUCAACUGCCUCCGCACGUUGCCCUGCCCCUGCUAUCCAAUGCCUCUGAACAAGAGGAGCCUAUUGAUCUCUCCAUGAAGACCUCGCCGCGUCAAUCGCCGGCUCGGAAGCGUGCCAGGACUGAAUCUCCGUCGCCAGUGACGCUUCUGGAAUCUACAAAGCCAGUACCGCUGGAUCUCACAUGCACUCGCACUCCAAAUCCUCCAUUGAUCGGAUGAUUGGAGUGAUAGCACUAAGGGACACGAUGCCAGUUCCUCCUGAGGAAUCCCAGUCCCAAAUUAGGGACCCUAAGCGCCAGUAUAUUUGUGUGAUGUACAAAGAGAUUUGCCAAGCACGGAAACCCAAUUCAAUCAGCAACUAUCAGUUCCUAUCUUUCAAUUAUUUCAG
This is a messenger RNA of Phlebotomus papatasi, 1396 nucleotides long. RefSeq names its product protein embryonic gonad-like. The record is from RefSeq and is a predicted model, not a curated record. Gene Ontology annotation, biological process: regulation of DNA-templated transcription. The coding region runs from base 343 to 1227 and encodes 294 amino acids. Gene Ontology annotation, molecular function: DNA-binding transcription factor activity; zinc ion binding; sequence-specific DNA binding. Lineage: Eukaryota; Metazoa; Arthropoda; Insecta; Diptera; Psychodidae. The transcript is spliced from 3 exons.